Molecule: messenger RNA, 1452 nt
Organism: Prunus dulcis (almond)
Lineage: Eukaryota; Viridiplantae; Streptophyta; Magnoliopsida; Rosales; Rosaceae
Product: 1-aminocyclopropane-1-carboxylate oxidase homolog 1-like
Exons: 3
Coding region: 81-1208 (375 amino acids)
Source: RefSeq, a predicted model, not a curated record
CUAAUUUAUGGUCUGAACUUUGGCAAUCCUUAUCUAGUUUGAUAAGCUUUAGCUCUACCAUCCUGCAGACACAAACGAAAAUGGUAGCCACCAGCACAAACGAGGUUCCAAGCAUGGCAAAUUAUGACAGAAAAAGUGAAAUAAAAACUUUUGAUGACACAAAGGAAGGUGUUAAAGGCCUUGUUGAUGCUGGGAUAACCAAGGUUCCAAGAAUUUUUCAUCUACCAGUAGAUCAGUAUCCCAUCAACAACACUUGUGAUUCAGAACCCACCAAAACCCAGCUCAGAAUUCCAGUCAUAGACCUGGAAGGCCUUGAAUAUGAUUACAAUCCAACCAAACGCAAGGAGAUUGUUGCCAAAGUUGGAGAGGCAUCAGAGACUUGGGGCUUUUUCCAAAUUGCCAAUCAUGGCAUACCUGUUGAUGUUUUGGAAGAGAUAAAGAAUGGGGUACGUGGUUUUUUUCAGCAAGACACUGAGGUGAAGAAGGAGCAUUACACUCGUGAUCGCUUCAGACCUGUGAUCUACAACAGCAACUUUGAUCUUUAUAGUGCACCGGCAACUAAUUGGAGGGACACUUUUUUGUGCAAUAUGGCUCCUAAUCCUCCUAAGCCAGAAGACUUGCCACAAGUAUGCAGAGACAUACUUGUUGAGUACUCCAAGCAUGUAAUGAAGUUGGGGAAGUUGUUGUUCGAGUUGCUGUCUGAGGCGCUCGGGCUGAAGCCAAGUCACUUGAAUGACAUGGAUUGUAGUUUAGGGCUUCAGAUUCUAGGCCAUUACUAUCCCCCCUGUCCACAGCCAGAGUUAACUUUGGGUGCAAGCAAGCAUGCUGACAAUGACUUUAUCACAGUCCUUCUGCAAGAUCAUAUUGGUGGUCUUCAAGUUCUUCAUCAGAACAAGUGGAUUGAUGUACUUCCUGUGCCUGGGGCUCUAGUGGUUAACAUUGGAGAUCUUCUACAGCUUAUAUCAAAUGACAGAUUCAGGAGUGUAGAACACAGGGUAUUGGCAAAUCGUGCCGAUCCAAGAGUAUCUGUUGCGAGUUUCUUUAGCACAGGUUUUUUAGCAUUGCCACGAAUCUAUGGACCCAUUAAGGAGUUGCUAUCAGAAGACAAUCUUCCAAAGUACAGAGAGACAACUUUGAAGGACUAUAAUGCUCACUUCCAUAACAAGGGCCUUGAUGGGACCUCUGCCUUGACUCAUUUCAAGCUCUGAACUUGGAGGCAUAGGAGCAACUGCAAUGAACAAACAUAGACCUGAAUACAAGUGCUUUACUACUAUGGAAACUUGAAGUAUUGAAGUUAUUAGGAUCAAACAUAGACCUGUUAUUAAAAUUUUAUAAUCAACAUCACAUUUCCGUUUACGAAAGUUGAAUUGUAUAAUAUUAUCUGACUGUACUCGGAAUUGUUAACCCAAAAUGAAUAUAUUAAUGUGAAUUGUAUAAUAUUAUCUGUCUGUA